CAUCGUUAACCUGUCAAAAAUACCUGGGGUGGACUUAAAAAUAAUUGGCAAUCAAUGGCGCUUGGUUUAUCCAUGUUUAUUUGUUAAUUGUUCAUUUUGUCACCGCUGAAGAAUGAAACUAUAUUGAGGGAAACGUUAGGUUAACGUUCCGAGGUUUUAAUUCGUCAAUCAGAAUGGCUAAACCCAAGUACAAAGCCACUUCGGACCUCUGUGCUGAUUGCGGAGCUCUUGGGCCAGGAUGGGCAUCGGUGAACCGUGCAAUUUUAUUAUGCGACGAGUGCUGCAGCAUACACCGGAGCCUCGGGCGACAUGUGUCACAUAUAAAGUCGUUGCACAAAAGCGUCUGGAACCCAUUCUUACAUUCUAUGGUUCACACCCUGAAUGACAACGGUGCCAACAGUAUCUGGGAGCACUCCCUCAUGGACCCCAGCAAUUCAAAAAUAAAUAGACGUAAGCCACAGCCCAAAGAUCCCCUGCACCCGGUGAAGGCUGACUUCAUCCGCGCCAAGCACCAGCAGCUGACGUUUAUCCUGAGACCGAGUAAAGACGAAUUCUGCAGCGAAGAGGAGUUGAGUAGGCAGCUCCACAGUAGUGUGAGAACUGGAAAUCUUGAGACAUCGUUGAGGUUACUGGCGCAGGGAGCGAAUCCCAAUUAUUUUUACAAGGAGAAGGGAACGAAUCCACUGCAUGUCGCUGCCAGAGCUGGACAGACACUCCAGGUGGAGUUGCUCAUUGCUAAUGGGGGAAAUCCAAGUUUAGUUGAUUCUAAUGGACACACGCCUAUGGAAAUUGCGAGGAUGUCAGGGCAUCUGGAGCUGUCAGAGAGGCUCGUAGAGUGCAUGUACGAGGUGACGGACAGACUGACGUUCUUCGUGUGCUCGAGGAAGCCGGACCAUCGCGCCCAGGAGCACCUCGUCAUCCCCGAGUGGUCGGUGAACCUGGAGAGGAACGAGCUGGCUUUCGAGGCGAGAACUCGACUCCAACUGCUUCCUAAUAAUCUGCUGGAGGAACUGGCCAUGGACGUUUACGAUGAGGUCGACAGGCGAGAGACUGAAGCCGUUUGGCUGUCGCAUGCGAGUCUUCCAGAGCGGACGACAGUGCCUUUCCUCCCGGUGAAUCCACAUUUGUCGUCCACGAGGAAUCAGGGGCGACAGAAACUGGCGAGGUUCACACCCAAAGAGUUCACGAUAUUGAUUAUCGACCUGCUGACCGAGGCUGGCAGGAGACACAUGAUCUCCAACACGACGCCCUUGCAAGAUCCAGCAGUUUUGGCCCUUAAAAAAGAGAAAUACGGCUCUCAGGUCUCCGACGACGAGCCUCUGUACGACAGUGUCGCCUCAGACGACGAUUAUGCAGCUGUGACAACCGACGUCUCCAGUCUCCACUCAUCAAGCGUCGAUAAUGAGAAGGCACUGGCCCCGACUUCCAAGGGCCUCCCCUCGAUCGUGGAAGUUCUGAAGAAGCAACUGAGCACCUCCGAGUCGACGAUAAAGUCCCUCCAGGAGGAGAUGAGGGAGAUGAAGAGGACCAUCGAGGCCCUGACCCGCGAGAAUCGAGAGUUGAAGACAGCUAUUCAGUCCCACAAGAAAGCCCUCCCUGAGGACGUGAUGAAUGGGCACUCUGGUGAGCAGGAGCCAGUGCUGGAGUCCCUGGGGGACCUCAGGAGCACCCUCUCCAGAGGGCAGAGACCUGCCUCCAUGUACGAGACUCGAGAGGGCCUGAAGAAGAGUGGAACGUGGAAUUCCAUGAGUCAGGCAAAACCUCAUAGUGACGCUCUGGCUCGACCCAACACGACCCAAAGCCUCUGGCCAUACCAAACGUCGAGUUUGCCAUCGUGUGACGAGGUCACCAGGCGGACGGAACAGGUCACGAGGAGAAUUCAGGAGUUGUGGAUGGCGAUGCAGGACCCCGGGCACAGGGAGGCUUUCGUGCCUUGUGCUGAGAGGGUCAGAGUGGCUGUUGCUGAGUUGACUGCCAUAUUUCCUCAGAAUCCAAUUGAGGAUAACAUCAGAUCAGCCCUCAGGCAGCUAAACGGAAACACUGGAAGACUCCAGGCAGAGUGUGCUGGUCUCCAACGAUGCACCAGUGACCCUGGACACAUGGACAGGUGCCUCCAGCAGGUUCGAUCAUGUGCCUACGACAUUGCCAAAGCCACCAAACUCCUCGUCACCCAAUUUCAGAUAUCCUAGACUCAAAAAUACCCCCAAAAGAAAACAUCACCCCAAAACUGCCCCAUUCUCCCCAGAAAAACAGCUCCCGAAUUUUUUUACAAAACCAAAUUUUGAAAAACUGGACUCAAAAAUGACCCCAUUAUCUAGCCAGGAAAAUUUCCGCCUCCAAACCCUGGUGACAAACCCAUUUCGCCCCACAACCUCUCGAGUUAUCGUCGAGACAAAAUCACGAAAUGAAAUCCAAUUUCUUCGGUAUCUUGAAAACUCCCGGGGCAAAAUGGGCUCAUGACCAGGAUUUGGAGACGGAGAUUUUCUCAACGACCUGAUGGGGUAAUUUUCACCCCCAAAUCCGCCUUUUUAAAUCUCCAGAGUAUUCCAAUCUUCGAAAAAACUUCGAAAAAUGCUUUAAGCUUUAAAAUUCAAUUAGAAAUCAAUUAAUCAACAAUUCUCUCAUUAUUGUUACCUUGUAUUAACAUAGAAUGAAGACUGAGUAGGCGUAUUUUUCAAUUUUCAUCUCAUAAAAAUCGAAAAAUUAACAUUUUCAAUUUUCUUUUUAAUGAAAAAAUUGAAAUAAUCAGUUUUUAUAGCGUAAAUUAAUUAAUUGAGGAAUGUAAAUACUUCAACUAUUGAUUACCAACAUCACAUUGUCAUUAGCAAUCGACAAUCAUCUAUUUUGAUCGAAUGAAAAAGAAAUUUUUAAUCAUUAGAAUUGACUCUAGUGCAAUAAUUAUCGAUUUUCCUAGGAGAAUGAUGAGGAAAACGAUUUUAAUUAAUUAAAUAUGAAAUUCCAAUCAACUAUUUUUUAUGAAAAAACUUUUUAAUUAUGACUCAGUGUAUAUCAUCUGAUUAACUCAUUAAGCAAUCGUUCAACCCUUAAUAAUAAUUAAUUAUUUAAUUCUCCGACAAUACCCUAGUAUUUCACUAAUCAUUGUUAUUUGUAAUGACCGAACAAAUGUUAAUUGUAUCAGAUAAAUUGUGUAUUUGCGAUUGAUGUCAUCAUAGACCGAAUAAAUUUAUUGAGAAUUAA
Molecule: messenger RNA, 3198 nt
Organism: Diachasma alloeum
Lineage: Eukaryota; Metazoa; Arthropoda; Insecta; Hymenoptera; Braconidae
Gene: Git
Product: ARF GTPase-activating protein GIT1
Exons: 9
Coding region: 174-2189 (671 amino acids)
Biological process (GO): regulation of ARF protein signal transduction; brain development
Molecular function (GO): protein binding; GTPase activator activity
Source: RefSeq, a predicted model, not a curated record